Molecule: messenger RNA, 3273 nt
Organism: Pogonomyrmex barbatus (red harvester ant)
Lineage: Eukaryota; Metazoa; Arthropoda; Insecta; Hymenoptera; Formicidae
Product: cytochrome P450 4C1-like
Molecular function (GO): iron ion binding; heme binding; monooxygenase activity
Source: RefSeq, a predicted model, not a curated record
CUGGAAUAUAAAAAGAUUUUAACUUAUAUAAGAGAAUAAUAUAACUUAUAUAAGAGAAGAAAUAAGGUAAAAUUGAAGAGGAUUUUAUACUUUAAAUCAUAAAUAAUGAUCAUUAUUUUACUGCUACUGUGUUUUCUUCUUAUAUUACUAUAUUACUAUAUUCUUCAUGGAAAAUAUGCGAGUUACAUUAAUAAGAUACCAAGUUUACCGUCACUUCCAUUAUUCGGUCAUAUCUUUAUAGGGUGGUUGGCUACACAAGAAAAUGCAUGGAAGCUUCUGCAAAUAUAUUCUAUGAUUUAUAAUCCAAUAUGGAAGCUUUGGUUAGGUCCAUUUGCCUUGGUCGGUAUUUGUCAGCCAGAUGAUUUAGAGAAAAUAUUAAGUAGUACAAAACAUCUUACAAAAGGUUUUAUCUAUAAUUUUUUAAAUCCUUGGUUAAGAACUGGACUAUUAACUAGUAAAGGAACAAAAUGGCAUGAAAGAAGAAAAAUACUAACACCUGCGUUUCAUUUUAGUAUAUUAAAACAAUUCAUUGAGAUACUGAUCGAAGAAGGAAAUCAUAUAACGCAAUCUUUGAAAAAUAUUAAAGGAUCAACUGUCGAUGACUUAGCAGCAUUUAUCGGUCAUCAUACGUUAAAUGCAAUAUGUGAAACUACCAUGGGUACUUGCUUGCAAAGAAUGGGCGAAUCUCAGGUGCAAUAUCGCCAAGCAAUUCACGAAAUGGGAAACAUUUUUGUUUAUAGAUUAAUGAGACCGUGGUUAGCUUUCGACUCGAUAUUUGCAUUAACACCAAUGGGUAGAAAACAAGCCAAAUGUUUGAAAAUAUUACACGGAUUCACUGAAAAAAUUAUUGCAGAAAAGAAACAGUAUCAUGAACGUAAUAAUAGACGAUAUUUAGAAAAUUUUUCUAAUAAAAUAGACAAAAUUGAAGCAGAUGAUGAAGAAGUGAUAGGAAUGAAGAAAAAAAGACUCGCCAUGUUGGAUCUUCUCAUAGCAGUGGCUCCUGACUAUAACAUGAAUGAUCUAGAUAUUAGAGAAGAAGUUGAUACAUUUGUAUUCGAAGGGCAUGAUACUGUAGCGAUGGGUUUAACUUAUGCAAUAUUAUUACUAGCUGAGCACAAAGAGAUUCAGGAAUGUGUCAGAAAGGAAGUUAGUGCCAUCAUGCAAGCAAAUAAAGGAAAACUUUCCAUGUCAGCGUUAAAUGAUAUGUCUUAUUUGGAAAGAUGUUUGAAAGAGUCAUUAAGAUUAUAUCCUAGUGUUCCAUACAUAUCCCGAAUCUUAUCAGAAGAUGUAAAGCUACAAUCAUAUUUGGUGCCUUCUGGAACAACAAUAAUUCUUAAUGUGUACAAUAUUCAUAGAGAUUCCCAUUUCUGGCCAAAUCCAGAUGUAUUCGAUCCGGAUAGAUUUUUGCCUGAGAAAAUUCAAAAUCGUCAUCCUUAUUCCUACAUACCGUUUAGUGCAGGACCACGAAAUUGUAUAGGACAACGAUUCGCUAUGUUGGAGAUGAAAGCUAUAAUAGCACCGUUGGUAUACAAUUUUUAUUUGGAACCCAUUGAUUAUUUAAAAGAUUUUCGUUUCAUAGUGGAUCUUAUAAAUCGUGUUGCACAUCCUAUCCGAGUACGAUGCAUUCCAAUCGAUCAUACGCCAUCGACUUCGUUUUUAAAAUCACAAAUCAUGAUCAUUAAUUUACUGCUACUGUUUUUGCUACUGUGUUUUUCUUUUAUGCUACUAUAUUACUGUAUUCUUUAUGAUGGAAAAUUCGUGCGACUUAUUAAUAAAAUACCGAGUGUGCCAUCAUUUCCAUUGUUUGGCCAUGCCAUAAUAUUGUGGAUUAUUUCAUUAGAAGAUUUAUGGAAAGUUACGCAUGCAAUCUUCAAAUAUUAUUAUCCAAUUUGGAAAAUUUGGAUAGGUCCAAAAGUUAUUAUUGGCAUUUGUCAUCCAGAUGAUUUAAAAAAAAUAUUAACCAGCACAAAACAACAUCUUACAAAAGGUUACGUAUCUUCUAUUUUAAAACCUUGGUUGGGAACUGGAUUAUUGAAUAAUGAAGGAACAUGGCAUAAAAGACGCAAAAUAUUAACACCUACAUUUCAUUUUAAUAUAUUAAAACAGUUUGUUGAAGUAUUUAUUGAAGAAGGAAAUCAUAUAUCACAAUCUUUGAAAAAUAUUAAAGGAUCGACUGUUGAUGACUUAGUAUCUUUUAUCAGUCAUCACACAUUAAAUGCAAUAUGCGAAACUACCAUGGGUACUUCCUUACAUGAAAUGGGCGAGUUUGAAGAACAAUAUCGUCAAUCAAUCAACGAUUUGGGAAAAAUUUUAUUUAAUAGACUAUUCAAACCAUGGUUAGCUUCUGAUAUAAUAUUUGCAUUAACAUCAAUGGGUAGAAAGCAAGCCAAAUCUUUGAAAAUAUUACACGGAAUUAUUGAAAAAAUUAUUGCAGAAAGGAAACAAUAUUAUGAACGCACUAAUGGACGAAAUCUACAAAACUUUGCAAAAGAUACAGACAAUAAGGAAGUGAUAGGAAUGAAGAAAAAACGACUUACCAUGUUGGAUUUUUUGAUAUUGGAAGCUCGUGACAAUAAAAUGAAUGAUGUAGACAUUAAAGAAGAAAUCGAAACAUUCAUAUUUAAAGGAUACGGUACUAUAACGAUGAGUCUAACUUAUACAAUAUUAUUAUUAGCUGAGCAUAAAGAUAUCCAGGAAUGUGUCAGAAAAGAAGUUAAUGCUAUCAUGCAAGCAAAUAAAGGAAAACUUUCCAUGUCAGCGUUAAAUGAUAUGUCUUACUUAGAAAGAUGUUUAAAGGAAUCGUUAAGAUUAUAUCCUAGUAUUCCUUACAUAAUACGAACUUCAUCGGAAGAUAUACAGCUACAAUCAUAUCUGGUGCCUCCUGGAGUAAUAUUAUAUCUUAGUAUCUACAAUGUUCAUAGAGAUCCGAAUUUUUGGCCAAAUCCAGAGAUGUUUGACCCGGAUAGAUUUUUGCCUGAGAAAAUUCAAAAUCGUCAUCCUUAUUCCUAUAUACCAUUUAGUGCAGGCCUACGAAAUUGUAUAGGACAACAAUUCGCUAUGUUGGAAAUGAAAGCUAUAAUAGCAUUGUUGGUAUACAAUUUUUAUUUGGAACCUGUAGAUUAUUUAAAGGAUCUUCGUUUCGUAGCAGAUCUUGUAAAUCGCGUUGCUCAUCCUAUCCGAAUACGAUGUGUUCCAAUCGAUCACAGAUCAUGAACUUCAUUUAAAUCCAUAUAAUUUUGUAAUUUUAUUAAAUAUGAAGAAAUUGAUUUCAUU